AUGCCUUCAGCUCCUGCUGAAGCACAUACCUUCAGCCCUGCCGAACCCCUGCUGAAGCACCUGCCUUUAGCCCCUGCUGAAGCAUCUGCCUUCAGCUCCUCUCCUGUUGAAGCUCUGCCUUCAGCCCUGCCUUCAGCUCUUGCUGAAGCACAUGCCUUCAGCCCUGCUGAAGCACUGCCUUCUGCUCCUGCUGCCUUCAGCUGCGAAGCAGCUGAAGCACUGCCUUCAGCCCUGCAAGCCCUGCUUCAGCUGAAGCACCUGCCUUCAGCCCCUGCUGAACUCCUGCUGAAGCACAUACCUUCAGCCCCUGCCGAAGCACCUGCUUCAGCUCCUGCUGAAGCACUGCCUUCAAGCAUCUGCCUUCACCUGCUGAAGCACGUGCCUUCAGCCCCUGCCGAACCCCUGCUGAAGCGUCUGCCUUCAGCUCCUGCUGAAGCCUUCAGCUCUGCUGAAGCACCUGCUUCACCCCUGCUGAAGCACCUGCCUUCAGCCCCUGCCUCAGCUCCUGCUGAAGCCCUGCUUCAGCUACUGCUGAGCACCUGCCUUCAGCCCCUGCUGAAGCACCUGCUGAAGCACCUGCCUUCAGCUCCUGCUGAAGCACCUGCCUUCAGCCCUUGUCUUCAGCCCUUCCGGAGUCCUUGCUAG
This is a messenger RNA of Penaeus vannamei (Pacific white shrimp), 645 nucleotides long. The record is from RefSeq and is a predicted model, not a curated record. Lineage: Eukaryota; Metazoa; Arthropoda; Malacostraca; Decapoda; Penaeidae.